Messenger RNA from Quercus lobata, 1015 nucleotides. Its product is annotated as endochitinase EP3-like. Lineage: Eukaryota; Viridiplantae; Streptophyta; Magnoliopsida; Fagales; Fagaceae. The record is from RefSeq and is a predicted model, not a curated record. The transcript has 2 exons. The coding region runs from base 40 to 849 and encodes 269 amino acids. Gene Ontology annotation, molecular function: chitin binding; chitinase activity. Gene Ontology annotation, biological process: chitin catabolic process; carbohydrate metabolic process; cell wall macromolecule catabolic process.
CUCACACAUUUUACAUAUUCCUCAAACUUCAUUAAGAAAAUGGUUGCUCUUAGUUUACAAAAGGGUCUGCUAACUCUCGUUAUAGUUGGAAUCCUAGCAGUAAAUGUGAAGGGUGCUUGUAAUUGUGCUGCAAACGAAUGUUGCAGCAAAUUUGACUUUUGUGGCACUACUGCUGAACACUGUGGCGAGGGGUGCAAAUCAGGACCUUGUACCACAACUACUACUAAUGAUGUUUCAGUCCCUGAUAUUGUGACAGAAGGCUUUUUCAAUGGGAUACUUAACCAGGCCCAAGGAGAUUGUCCUGGAAAGAGCUUCUACACAAGAGCAGCAUUUCUUGAUGCUCUUAAUUCUUAUAAUCAGUUUGCCAAGUCUGGUUCUAGUGAUGAUGGUAAACGUGAGAUUGCAGCUUUCUUUGCCCAUGCCACACAUGAGACUGGAAGUUUAUGCUAUAUAGAAGAAAGAGAUGUUCCAACCACGGAAAACUACUGUGACACAACCAAGACUCAAUAUCCAUGCAAUCCUAGCAAACGUUACUUUGGCCGUGGACCACUUCAACUAACCUGGAAUUACAAUUAUGGAGCAGCUGGAAAUGAAAAUCAGUUUGAUGGGCUAGGCUCUCCUGAAACUGUUGCCAAUGAUGCGAAUAUCUCAUUUAAGACUGCCUUAUGGUAUUGGAUGACCAAUGUUCACCAAUCUGUAAGCCAAGGUUUUGGAGCAACAAUUCGAGCUAUUAAUGGUCCUGUUGAAUGUGAUGGUAAAGAACCUGGUAAAGUUCAGUCUCGAAUCCAGUAUUACCAACAGUACUGUACUCAAUUUGGUGUUGCACCUGGUGAUAAUCUUUCUUGCUAGGAUAUUUUUACAAACACUUUUUAUUUUCACCAUGUUACAAUUCUUUUCUUUAAUUGUAACUGAAUAUUAGAUCUUAUGUAUUAAAUAAAUGAAAAUGAUAAAGAGUUAGUUGGGUGCCAACUCUCUUAGAUAAUAAAAUUUUUUGUUCUCACAUGAGAACUUUGAA